This is a messenger RNA of Scedosporium apiospermum, 1176 nucleotides long. RefSeq lists its product as uncharacterized. Lineage: Eukaryota; Fungi; Ascomycota; Sordariomycetes; Microascales; Microascaceae. The record is from RefSeq and is a predicted model, not a curated record. The transcript has 4 exons. The coding region runs from base 1 to 1176 and encodes 391 amino acids. Gene Ontology annotation, molecular function: L-iditol 2-dehydrogenase (NAD+) activity. Gene Ontology annotation, biological process: D-sorbitol catabolic process.
AUGGAUUCCUCCACCUCCGUAAAAGCGUCAGUUCUCUACGCUGCUCGCGAUAUUCGAGUUACACCCCGCACCCUCCCUCCCCCCUCCCCCGGCGAAGUCCAAGUCUCCAUCCUCUCCACCGGCCUCUGCGGCUCCGACCUCCACUACUUCACCCACUUCCGCAACGGCGACAUCCCCGUCCUCGAACCCUUCUCCCUCGGCCACGAAUCCAACGCUCGCGUCGUCGCCCUGGGACCCGAUGUUGUUGACCUUCAAGUCGGUGACUUAGUCGCCCUCGAAGUCGGCCUACCUUGCGGCACGUGCGAUCGUUGCCUCGAAGGGCGGUAUAACAUCUGUCAGGGGAUUAGGUUCCGGAGCUCGGCGAAGGCGUUUCCGCAUCCUCAGGGGACUUUACAGGAGAGGAUUAACCAUCCUGCGAAAUGGUGCCAUAAACUCCCUCCCGACACUCCCCCCGAACUAGGCGCCCUCAUCGAACCCCUCUCCGUCGCAAUCCACGCCCACACCCGCGCCUCAACAAACCUAUCCUCCACCCCCGUCCUCAUCAUGGGCGCCGGCCCCGUCGGCCUCCUCUGCGCCGCCGUCAGCAAAGUCCACGGCGCCUUCCCCGUCAUCAUUGCCGACAUCCAGCGCCGCCGUCUCGACUUUGCCCUCGAGCACGGCUUCGCCGACGCCGUCGUCGAGGUACCCCGUAUGGACGCGGGCCAGGCGGCUUUGGUUGAGGGGAGGUUGGCGUUUGCGAGGGAGGUGGCUGAGAGGGUGAAGGGGGUGGAGGUGUCUGGGAGGAAGGUUGGGGAAGUGGGGGUUUGUUUUGAGGGGACGGGAGUGGAGGGUUCUUUACAGACGGCCAUCUAUGCGACGAGGCCAGGCGGCAAGAUCAUGUUGAUCGGAAUGGGGAAUCCCGUGCAGACGCUGCCUAUAUCGGCGGCUCAUCUGAGAGAGGUGGAUUUGAUAGGGGUGUUUAGAUAUGCCAAUGCGUAUCCGAAAGCUAUUCAGUUGAUCGCGGAAUCGCCGAAGGAGAUGCCUGAUUUGAGGGCUUUGGUGACGCAUAGGUUUAGGGGGAUUGAUAGUACGCCUGAGGCAUUUGCCAUGGCUGCGAGAGUUGAGGAUGAUGAGGGUAAGUUGGUCAUGAAGGUGUUUGUUGAUGUGGAUGAUGAUGAAAGGGGGUCGACUUCAUAG